Parastagonospora nodorum SN15 is the source of this 2877-nucleotide messenger RNA. RefSeq lists its product as hypothetical. Bases 1 to 2877 code for a protein of 958 amino acids. Gene Ontology annotation, molecular function: protein binding; protein-containing complex binding. NCBI's taxonomy places the organism in Eukaryota, Fungi, Ascomycota, Dothideomycetes, Pleosporales, Phaeosphaeriaceae. The transcript is spliced from 2 exons. The record is from RefSeq and is a predicted model, not a curated record.
AUGCGAAGAUACAGGCCCGGCGGCGGCGGUCCGGUGCGCGCCCAUGGCGGUGUCGCUGUCCCGGACCCCUUCGCCAUGGUGCGCGCGUACGACAGCGACACCAAUCCCGCCCGCCCCAUACGCCCCUCUCCUCUGGCCGCCUCUACCAUCCAGGGUCUCCCACUCGACCUGCUCGACCGCCUGCGCUCCUUCCCUCUCUUCCAGGCAGCCCCGGACUCCUUCCUCACCGCCGUAGGACUGCACCUCAAGCCGCAACUCUACCAGCCGCACGACACCAUCCUCACCGAGGGCGAGACGGGCAAGGCCAUGUACUGGCUGGUGCGCGGUGCCGUGCGAGUCACCUCCCGGGACCAGGAGAGUACAUAUGCGGAACUGAAGCCUGGUGCUUUCUUUGGCGAGAUUGGCAUCCUGAUGGACAUCCCCCGCACCGCCACCAUCAUCGCCAACAUGCGCUCGCUCGUCGUGCGUCUGAACAAGGAGGAUCUCAAGAAGGAGCUGCCCAAGUUCCCCGAGGUCGAAAUGGCCAUCAUGCACGAAGCGCAGGAGCGGCUGGCCAUCCUGGAGCGCAAGAAGAAGGAGCUCCGCGGCAAGCGCCCCGCACUUCCCCUGCGCCAGAUCACGGGCAAGCGCGAACGGGAGGACGGCGACGUGGUCAUGGCAGAGACAGGUGUCUUGCGUGAUGGCGACGUCGUCAAUGCAUACAAGAAAAGGAAGUCUCCGAGUCCGGGACUCACCGACGCAAUAGCCCAUAGCGCGUUCGGAAACGGUGGUGUCCAUGUGAGACCUCUGCUCAAAGAACUGCCGCUCUUCUCCAGCCUGCCCGACGAUAUCCUGCACUUUAUCGGCAUGCGCGCGCAGCCGCUCACCUUCCCUCCCUUCUACGACAUCAUCAAGCAGGGCACUCAGGGGCGCGACGUCUUCUUCAUCGUCAAGGGCGAAGUCGAGGUGGUGAAUGUGAAUGGGCCCGAGAUGAACGGACACACAUCGCCCAUUCUAGGCCGCAGAAGAUCCAUCGCCGCAGGUGAACACCACUUCCAAGAAGUCAGGGCGCGGUUAAAAACAGGCCAGUACUUUGGCGAAGUCGUCAGUCUCUCACUAGCACCCCGCCGAACCGCGACUGUCCGCUCCGUCUCUUCUGUGGAGCUUCUGAUGAUCAGUGGGGAUACCCUGAACCAGCUGUGGGAAAAGUGCACGCCAGAUGUACGGCGGCAGGUCGAGUCGGUCGCGAAAGAGAGAUUACAGACCGCAAAGGACAACGACGUACACAUGGCCGACAUCAAUGGCACCCCCAAUAUCGACGACCUUGCGAUUGUCGACAUCACAGUUCCUCGAACGCCGAGGCGAAAGAAGAGCGUGCCGACCGUUACUUUCAAUGACAUCCCCAACCACAUCGACAGCCCCGUCACUCCCUCGCGAAGAGAGGAGAAGGUCAUGGAGCCAUUCGACCCUGACCCGUUCCUCAAUGUUGACUUGGAUAACGUCCGAUCGAGAUCGAGAAGAGGGUCAUUAGCACCGCCUACUCCAGAGUCUCCGCACAGUCCGACAAAGAGCGAGUUUCCCAAAAACCCGUCGGCAAACGGGUCGCCACUGUCGCCGUCGCCCAUGCCCAUCUCAAAGCACACUUCAACGCCACCAGACGCUCCUCUCGACUUCAAGCGACCGCGCAUGAUAAGGAGACCGAGCAAGUACAGCAGAGGAAGGUUACCGGAUCCGCUCUUGACCAAGGUCUUUGCGUAUCUCAACAUACACGAGCUGAUGAAGUUGCGGAGCGUAUCGUGGCAUUGGCACAAGACCAUCUCUUCAUCACCCGACAUCAUGCACAACCUCGAUCUGACCAAAUUCAACCGAAAAGUCACUGACCGCACACUUGUCGACAUAAUAUGUCCCUUUGUCGGCACGCGGCCAAGAUACAUCAACAUCAGCAACUGCUUCCACGUCACGGACGAAGGCUUUGCAGAGUUGGCCAAGACGUGCGGGCCAAGCGUACGGAUAUGGCGCAUGAAGAGCGUGUGGGAUAUUACAGGACCGGCAGUCCUCGAGAUGGUACAAAAGGCAAAAGGACUGGAAGAGGUCGACCUCAGCAACUGCAGAAAAGUAGGAGACAACCUUCUCGCUCGCAUAAUCGGCUGGGUCGUUCCCGAACUUCCACCACAAAUGGCAAUGGCACACGCACAGCACCAAGCGCAAAUGAACGGCCGGAGAGGAAAGGGGGCAAACAGCCAGCCGCCGCCGCAACCACUGCCACCGGGGACGGUUGUUGGAUGCCCGAAGCUUCGGAGGCUAACCCUGAGUUACUGCAAGCACAUCACCGACCGAAGCAUGGCGCAUAUUGCUGUCCAUGCCGCCAACAGGAUCGAAAGCAUUGAUCUGACAAGAUGUACAACUAUCACAGAUGUGGGCUUCCAGCACUGGAGCGUCUACCCCUUCCCGCGGUUGACGAAGCUGUGUUUGGCCGACUGCACAUACCUCACAGACAACGCCAUCGUCUAUCUCACCAACGCGGCCAAGGGGUCCUUCUGUUGCGCCCUCUCCGAUACUGCAACAGAAGUCCUCGCCCUCGGCCUCCCCUCCCUCACACAUCUCAACCUCGCCUUCUGCGGCUCCGCCGUCUCCGACACCUCCCUCCGCUGCAUAUCCCUACACCUCCUCGAACUCCGCAAUCUGUCUGUGCGCGGCUGUGUCAGGGUCACCGGGACCGGUGUCGAGGCUGUCAUCGAGGGAUGCAGAGACUUAGAACUCUUCGAUGUCAGUCAGUGCAAGAAUCUUGGACGAUGGCUGGACGCAGGUGGCGUCCAGGCAGUCAAACAACGAGGACGAAACGUCAAGUUUGAAACGGUGGCGGAUGGCAAGUGGAGGGUUGGAAAGCAGCCGUUGUAA